This is a messenger RNA of Diorhabda sublineata, 2367 nucleotides long. RefSeq names its product armadillo repeat-containing protein 8-like. The record is from RefSeq and is a predicted model, not a curated record. Bases 189 to 2162 code for a protein of 657 amino acids. Gene Ontology annotation, biological process: proteasome-mediated ubiquitin-dependent protein catabolic process. The transcript is spliced from 8 exons. Gene Ontology annotation, molecular function: protein binding. Lineage: Eukaryota; Metazoa; Arthropoda; Insecta; Coleoptera; Chrysomelidae. Gene Ontology annotation, cellular component: GID complex.
AGUCGGCUUCUUUUAGCGAUGCAUGUCAGAACUGUUUGUCGGCGACAUUGACAACUAAUGUCAAAAUAGUACGAAUAAGUACGAUUUUAAAGUUAUUAAUAAAUACAUCGAAUUAGAUGUUACUUUAUUUUGUACAUAAUACCGCAAGGUAUUCACGUAUAUUUUAAAUGUAUUAAAGUUCUUAUGCGAUGCUAUUAGAAAUGCAAGUUUUCACAGCAUUUAUGAAUGUCGAGUGUACUCGAAGUUAUAUUGAUGACCUAUAUUCAAAAGAUCCUGCUAAAUGUCUUUCAUCGAUAAUUUGCAUAAAAAAUUCAGUAAUUGGUUCAAAUCGCCAAAAAGAGAGUGUUAUAGCUCAAGGUAUAGUCCCAAAGCUUUUAAGUUUGCUACGCGACAAAGACAUUAACACAAAUGUGCGUAUUGAAGCAGCCGUAACUAUUGGAUCUCUCGCCAAAGGUAAAGAAGAACAUGUGGAACUACUUAUCAAUUCCGGAACAAGUCAGAUCAUUCUGGAUGUAUUAGAAGAAAAUGAUCAAAGAUUAAUUGAUCCUUGUUUGUGUUGUCUCCGUACACUUUCACAACAUCCAAGUUCCUCCAAUGUAAAAUAUGAUGUGAAAAGUUUAAGGAAGUUAUUGAGUUUUGCUCACCCUAAAGAUUCUUUACAGCGUCAAUCGUGUGUUGCCAAUAUUUUAACUUCGGCAUGCAGAGGCCCUCAGGAACAAACUAUAUUAAGCACAAUUGGAGCUCCUGCAGCACUUACUACUCUUUUAUCUGUUCAAAAUUAUUCAGUUACAAUACCCAUUGUAACAUGUCUAGCAACAAUGUGUCUUAAUCAUCCAGUCGUUGCCGCAGUCUUAGUAGAUACUACUUGUAAGGGUAUAAAAUUACCUGAUUAUCUUGGAAUACUUAUUUCUAGAGACAGACCUAUUGAUAUGCAGUUAGGAGCUGCCAGAUGUUUAACCAAUUUGUAUAGAGCAGGUGCUCUUUCUUCUUGUGACCCAAUUGUUACUUAUCGAACUCUUCCCUGUCUUGUUAGGUUGUGUCAGAUUGACCAUCAAGAAACUCACAGAGCCUUAGCAGCAGAAACAUUGGCUUAUUUGACAGAGGUAGACAGUCAUUUGCAGCAAGUGGCAGCUAUUAGCAAUCAAUUGGUCGGUGCUUUGGCUGAUUUAUUGAAAUGCCCAAGUGCUGCUGCUCGUGGAGCUGCUUUUAAGGCAUUUGCAUCUUUGGGAGCAAACGAUGAAAAUAUCAGAAAAAGAAUAAUAGAUACAAAAUGUCUCAUGGAUAGAGUCGUAGAUGGUUUAGCAGAUGAAAACAAAGAAAUAAGAUUGGCAGCUGUAAGGUGCUUACACUCACUAAGUAGAUCUGUUCAACAAUUACGUACAACUUUUCAAGAUCACACUGUAUGGAGGCCAUUGAUGGCCUUAUUGACAGGUAUGUCACCAGAUUGUCCAAGCUCUGAACUUUUAACAGCCGCUUCUUCUGCUCUCUGUAACUUGCUGUUAGAAUUCUCGCCUGCUAAGGAACCAAUGAUACAACAAGGAGUUGUACAACUAUUAGCCACCAUGACAUCACAUUCUGAUCCCAGUCUACGUUUAAAUGGUGUUUGGGCUCUAAUGAAUCUCUCUUUCCAAGCUGAACAAAUAUUGAAAUCUCAAAUUUUAACAAUGCUGGGCACUGACCAAAUAUUUAGGUUACUUGCAGAUUCAGAUACAAAGGUUUUAAUGAAAACGUUAGGCCUAAUUAGAAAUUUGGUGUCUCCCCGUAUACACACGGAUAUGAUAAUGGCAUUACAUGGACCCCAAAUAAUGCAAGGUGUUGUUAUGGUAUUGGAAGGUUCCCAUCCGCCAGAUGUCAAAGAACAAGCUAUAUGUAUUUUAGGAAAUAUUGCUGACGGUGAACGAGCUAGAGAUCACAUAAUGUCAAAUGAAGAUGUACUCAAAAAGUUGAUUGAUUACAUGAUACACCCGGCACCAUGUUUACAGGAGUCUGCUGUUUUUUGUAUAAAUAACCUAGCACGAAGAGGAGAACCAGGAGUAUUAGAAAGACAGUCACGUCUGAAAGAAUUAGGGGUAGUCAAUAUUUUACAGCAGCUGUUGAGUACAUCUGACACAAUUCUAUUUAAUAGAGUGAAAUCUGUUCUAUGCCUAUUUGCCGAAUUGUGAUUUUUUUUAACUUUAAUUUUCUAAUUAAUUUGCACAUAGAGAACUUUAAAUAAUUUAUUGUGAUUAAAUGUAGACUGAGUAUGUAUUUAAAUAAAAAAAAGGUAUAAUAUGUACUUUAAGUUCUACUGUUGAAAAGUACCUAAAUAUUGUUUCUGAUUAUUCUUGUGUUAUUUUAUCGCACACAAUUACAUUGUGUUUAACACUA